Messenger RNA from Macadamia integrifolia, 1163 nucleotides. Its product is annotated as ethylene-responsive transcription factor ERF073-like. The record is from RefSeq and is a predicted model, not a curated record. NCBI's taxonomy places the organism in Eukaryota, Viridiplantae, Streptophyta, Magnoliopsida, Proteales, Proteaceae. Gene Ontology annotation, molecular function: DNA binding; DNA-binding transcription factor activity. Gene Ontology annotation, biological process: ethylene-activated signaling pathway; regulation of DNA-templated transcription. The transcript is spliced from 2 exons. The coding region runs from base 92 to 1066 and encodes 324 amino acids.
CUUCUUCCACAACGAAGCGAAAGAAGAGUCUCUCUCUCUUACGAGUUUAAAUUCCCUUCUUAGUAGAUAGUAGUUCUUGAGCUCCUUUGAAAUGUGCGGCGGUGCGAUUAUAGCUGACUUAAUCCCUCGUGGUCGAGGUCGAUCCACCUCUACUGCUUCUGAUCUCUUUUCCGAUUUCCAGUUUUCUAAGUUCGAUGGCUUCAACUCCGAUUUCAAUGGCUUCAGCAAUCAACAACAACAACAACAAUCAUCGAAGAAACGGGCUUCUCCUUCCUCAGGUAGUGAGACAGGGGCUGAGAAGGACGGCAAGAGGAAGAGGAAGAAUCAGUACAGGGGGAUUCGACAGCGACCAUGGGGUAAAUGGGCUGCUGAAAUUCGAGACCCCAGAAAAGGUGUUAGGGUUUGGUUGGGUACUUUCAAUACGGCCGAAGAGGCUGCAAGGGCUUAUGAUAGAGAGGCGAGGAAGAUAAGGGGUAAGAAAGCCAAGGUUAAUUUCCCCAAUGAAGGAGAAGAAUUUUUCCAGACUACUCAAAAGCCUGCGCGUAGAAAUUCCGAACCUUUUUACCAAUUCUCCAAUAUUGAUUUCUCCAAUGCUUCGAAUGUUGGGUUCGCGGGCGAUUUGAAUCAGAUGGGAGCAUUUUCGCUUCCUGCCAAUAAGUCUUGUGGUUCCCCUGCUUUCAAUCCGAACCCAGUUGGUCCUGUCGUUGUUACGCCUGCGACUCCUAUGCCGAUGGCGAUGCCAGGGCUAAUGUCGAUAUCCGAGGAAGAGAAUCCUGUGUCUGGAUCAGAGGUUGGGGAUUCUACAACUUGCUUUGAGAAAGUUAACGUGAAAGAAGAAGAAGAGAAAGGAGAAGCAAAGGCGGAAGAGAAUGAUGUGCAGAAGCUGUCGGAUGAUCUGUUGGCGUUCGAGUCGUAUAUGAAGCUCUACCAAAUUCCAUAUCUGGACGGGGGAGACGAACAGUCCAUGGCGGCUAACGCGAAUCCCGUUCAUGAAAACGUUGUUGGAGGCUCUACCCUGGACCUCUGGAGCUUCGACGAUGUUCUUACUGCCCCCGUUGCUCUGUAAUCUUCUAUCAAAGUGGAAAAUGCCUCUCCCCCUCCUCUCUCUUGGGUUUUCUGUGAUUUUUUUUUUUUUUAAUUAUUAUUUUAAUUUUAAUUUUAAU